AUGCAUUUUUUUGCCGAAUUAAUUCACAAAAAAGAGCAGGAGCAAUUCCGGCGGGAUGAAGCCAGGCGAGCGAGACGCGAAGUCGGACUGGUCCAGAGGGAUACGCUCGAAAGAGCGGCGUCCACCGAUGAAGGGUCGCCCGGAUGGCCAACGAACGCAACGUCGACGACAGCCAGCCAGCGACGAUCGAUAGCGGCCGCGAAAACAGGCAGUUUGUGCAGGCAGCAGCAGCAGCACCCAACCCAGCCAUGCAGCGAUGGGAGGCCGCGUCGCGCCGCGCCGUGCCGACCUCCUUCUCGGCCAACCGACCGCGCAGCAGCACGCCGAACGCACAUAGUGAGAAGCAGCCAGUGCGAUCCGGGCACCCCGAGCCACAGCUCCAACUCGUCCCAGCCGCACGCAACGUGA
Messenger RNA from Gongylonema pulchrum, 408 nucleotides. The record is from the annotation of a GenBank genome assembly. NCBI's taxonomy places the organism in Eukaryota, Metazoa, Nematoda, Chromadorea, Rhabditida, Gongylonematidae.